GUUGCCGAAGCGAUUGGUUAUCCCAUCAUGGUUAAAGCCUCUGAAGGAGGAGGAGGGAAAGGAAUCCGGAAAGUAAACAAUGCCGAUGAUUUUCCCAACCUUUUUAGACAGGUACAAGCUGAGGUGCCCGGCUCGCCGAUUUUUGUGAUGCGACUGGCUAAGCAAUCCCGCCACCUUGAGGUCCAGAUCCUUGCUGACCAAUAUGGCAAUGCCAUCUCCCUCUUCGGCCGAGACUGUUCCGUGCAGCGCCGGCAUCAGAAGAUUAUUGAGGAAGCGCCAGCAUCUAUUGCAACGUUGGAUGUCUUUGAACAUAUGGAACAGUGCGCGGUCAAACUCGCCAAGAUGGUGGGCUACGUCAGUGCCGGGACGGUGGAGUAUCUUUACAGCCAGGAUGGGAGUUUUUACUUCCUGGAGCUAAACCCUCGGCUGCAGGUCGAGCAUCCUUGUACAGAAAUGGUGGCUGACGUCAACCUGCCUUCCGCUCAACUCCAAAAAUAUGGUCGUUGCUCUGAAGGAGCUGUCCAUUCGGGGCGACUUCAGGACCACUGUGGAGUACUUGAUUAAGCUGCUUGAAACGGAAAGCUUUCAGCACAACAGCAUUGACACUGGUUGGCUGGACCGACUGAUUGCUGAGAAAGUGCAGGCAGAGAGACCAGACACCAUCCUGGGGGUUGUGUGUGGGGCCCUCCACGUGGCUGAUGUCAGCCUGCGGAAUAGCAUCUCCAACUUUCUUCACUCCCUGGAGAGGGGUCAAGUCUUGCCUGCCCAUACAUUGUUGAACAUAGUGGACGUGGAACUCAUCUACGAAGGGAAGAAAUAUGUACUAAAGGUAGCUCGGCAGUCCCCAAACUCCUACGUUGUCAUCAUGAACGGUUCCUGCGUGGAGAUUGACGUUCACCGGCUAAGUGACGGAGGUCUCCUGUUGUCCUAUGAUGGGAGCAGCUACACCACCUACAUGAAAGAAGAAGUGGACAGGUGAUGAAGAUGGUGAUGACACUCACAGCGGCAGAAUCGGGCUGCAUCCAUUAUGUGAAACGUUCGGGAGCAGCCCUUGAGCCAGGAUGUAUCAUUGCUAAAAUGCAGCUGGAUGACCCGAGCAGAGUUCAACAGGUGAAGAACUGGGUUGAACGGUUAAUGAAGACUCUCCGGGAUCCAUCCUUGCCUCUAUUGGAGCUCCAGGAUAUCAUGACCAGCGUCUCCGGACGGAUCCCUCCCAACGUGGAAAAAUCCAUCAAAAAAGAAAUAGCACAGUAUGCAAGUAACAUCACAUCUGUCCUCUGCCAGUUUCCCAGCCAGCAGAUUGCCAACAUCCUGGACAGCCAUGCAGCCACCUUAAACCGCAAAUCGGAGCGUGAGGUUUUCUUCAUGAACACUCAGAGUAUUGUGCAGCUGGUUCAAAGAUACCGAAGCGGCAACCGAGGUCACAUGAAGGCAGUCGUGAUGGAUUUGCUUCGGCAGUACCUGAAGGUGGAAACGCAGUUCCAACACG
Molecule: messenger RNA, 1489 nt
Organism: Thamnophis sirtalis
Lineage: Eukaryota; Metazoa; Chordata; Lepidosauria; Squamata; Natricidae
Source: RefSeq, a predicted model, not a curated record